Molecule: messenger RNA, 1854 nt
Organism: Penicillium chermesinum
Lineage: Eukaryota; Fungi; Ascomycota; Eurotiomycetes; Eurotiales; Aspergillaceae
Exons: 6
Coding region: 1-1854 (617 amino acids)
Biological process (GO): phosphatidylethanolamine biosynthetic process; phosphatidylcholine biosynthetic process
Cellular component (GO): cytoplasm
Molecular function (GO): choline kinase activity; ethanolamine kinase activity
Source: RefSeq, a predicted model, not a curated record
AUGCCGUCGCAUGAGGAUCGUCAAAACGCUGAUCCAGACUCCCCACCUAUCACGCGAACGAGUUUGGAUUCUGCUGCCGCGCGAAAGCCCUUGAGUUCAAGUGCGUCCAGUCCUGCACCUGCACCAGACGCCCCGCCCAUAAAACAGUACCGAGCCCCUAUCGCGAAGGUGACGGCGCGCCCUCCAAGUUUCCCCAACCAAAUGUCUUCUUCAACCGUCGUCACUCAGUCCUCCGGUUCAAGCAUCAAGCUGGAUGCCUCCUCCGCCAUUGAGGACGAUAACAUGGCCAAGAGCGAUAAGCCAGACGACGAUGCUCAGCCGAACCUGCUCCAGCAAGUCUACGACUGGCUAGAACACGAGAAAUCAAGGCGCAAGGUUAGCAAGGCACGACGAGCCGAGGCAACUGCUAGUCAAGCUUCUGAGGAUGAAGAUCGACCAGUCGAAGGGACCUCAUCUUCUGGAAGUUCUUUCUCACUUGACAAGUUGGAAAAGAUCCUCCUGCAAUAUGGUGAUGUUGAGGCCCCGGUUCCUGGCGUUGAAUCCUUCCUCGACAAUUCGAAAACCCUAGCCUAUCCCUCGAGUAGUGCUGCAGAUGAUGAUAUCGCCGCUGCUGACUCCAAUCCCAAACGCGCCAAAGAUCGGGAGGCCUGGUUAAUCUUUAAGACUGAUAUUCUGCGUCUGACGCAUACGCUUCAAUUAAGAGGCUGGCGUAAAUUGUCUAUGGAUGCGGCCCAGGAUAUGGAGGUCAUCCGACUGAGCGGCGCCUUGACAAACGCUGUCUACGUAGUGAAACCGCCAAAGACUACCCCUGCGUCUAAAACCGAGAACGGCCAUGCCCCUUUGAAAUCGACCAAGCCCCCGCCGAAGCUCUUGCUUCGCGUCUAUGGACCCCAAGUAGACCAUCUGAUCGACCGCGAGAAGGAAUUGCAGAUUCUUCGCCGCCUGGGCCGCCGGAAUAUCGGUCCUCGAGUCCUUGGAACUUUCAAGAACGGCCGAUUUGAAGAAUUUUUCGAAGCCCGCACCCUGACCCCCAAGGACCUGCGGAUACCCGAAACCGCCAAGCAAAUCGCCAAGCGCAUGCGAGAACUUCACGAUGGGAUGGAGCUCCUGGAGGAAGAGCGCGAGGGCGGUCCGGUUGUCUUCAGCAAUUGGGACAAAUGGGUAGACCGCUGCUCGCAGGUGGGUGCGUGGUUGGACAAAGAGGUCACCAUUCCAGUGAGCGACGCCAAAGCCGCCGCAGACCCGUGGCGCAGACGAGGGUACGUCUGCGGUACGCCAUGGAAUCAAUUCCGUAAAACCGUGGAACGGUACAGGGAAUGGAUCAUUGCCAACUACGGUGGGAUGGAUGAAAUCAAGCGCCAGCUUGUUUUCGCCCAUAACGACACCGAAUGGUGCUACAAUUACCAUGACGAGGAAAAGUCCUGGGCAUGCAACACUCGCCUCUACCCCACCCCAGAAGAGCAACGACGCUUCAUCAAGACCUACGUGAACCACCGCCCCGCUUUAGGCGGCGGUGUCAAUUCCCCGCUUGCCACGCCCUCAUUGAGAGCUGGCGGAGGGAGCAGCGUUACUCCAUUCACUCUGGACGACUGCUCAUCUACUUGGCAGCAGGCGGAGAAGGCCGCAGAGGAGGAGGUCGACGCGGAGGUUCGCAAUCUCCUGGGCCAAACCCGGAUGUGGCUCCCACCUGUGGACGUAGACGUCGACGAAGAGGACGGAUUCGACUACCUGGCCUAUGCCCAGGACCGAGCCAUGUUCUUCUGGUCGGACAUUCUUGCGCUUGGGCUCAUUGACCCUGAAGAGCUACCGAAGCCCAUGGUGGAACACCUUCGCACGCGGAUGAUUGAAUACUGA